AUGGAGAAGAGUGGGAACAUUCAGCUGGAGAUUCCUGACUUCAGUAACUCGGUGCUGAGCCACCUGAACCAGCUGCGGAUGCAGGGCCGGCUGUGCGACAUCGUGGUCAACGUGCAGGGCCAGGCGUUCCGCGCGCACAAGGUGGUGCUGGCCGCCAGCUCGCCCUACUUCCGCGACCACAUGUCCCUCAACGAGAUGAGCACCGUGUCCAUCUCCGUCAUCAAGAACCCCUCGGUCUUCGAGCAGCUCCUCUCCUUCUGCUACACCGGCAGGAUAU
Molecule: messenger RNA, 277 nt
Organism: Acanthisitta chloris (rifleman)
Lineage: Eukaryota; Metazoa; Chordata; Aves; Passeriformes; Acanthisittidae
Product: zinc finger and BTB domain-containing protein 37-like
Exons: 1
Biological process (GO): regulation of transcription by RNA polymerase II
Molecular function (GO): protein binding; RNA polymerase II cis-regulatory region sequence-specific DNA binding; DNA-binding transcription factor activity, RNA polymerase II-specific
Source: RefSeq, a predicted model, not a curated record